AUGGAAGAGCUUACUUGUUGCAUCUCUCUAUUUCAUCGAAAAAUACAAAACUGCACCGCAAGAAGAUGGGGGAGUAAUCAUCGAAGAAUUUCGGAUCAGCAGCUUGGUGCUGAAUAUAACCUGGACGUUACUUUUUCACCUGAGUGGGAAUGGUUCAAUGUCAGCAGGCCCCUUGAAUAUGCAUCUGACUUGGAUGACAAGCUUGUAGUGCUUGAUUUUUUCACCUACUGCUGCAUCAACUGUCUUCACGUCUUGCCAUCGCUUCACCAGCUGGAAAGAGAUCACUCCAUUGAAGAUGGCCUUGUUAUUGUCGGCGUCCACUCGGCCAAGUUCGACAACGAGCGCGUGUCGUCCAACAUCGCGGCGGCGCUGCAGCGGUACGACAUCGCCCACCCAGUGGUCAACGACGCCCAGCUGGUGCUCUGGCGGCGGCUGGAGAUCGCCUGCUGGCCCACGUUGGUCAUCCUCGUCCGCUUCCCCGGCAAGCUGUGCCGGCUGGACGCGCGCCGGCUGGUGCUCAGCGACUCCGGCCACCAUCGCCUGCUGGUCACCGACAACAGCGGCGCCGUGCUGCACGUGAUCGGUGGUCCAACCGCCGGCUUCCUUGACGGCAAACUGGGCGAGUCCAAGUUCAGCAGUCCGCAGGGGGUGGCCGCAGACGGCGACGUCAUCUACGUGGCGGACACGGAGAACCACGCCAUCAGAAAGGUGGACCUGCAGGCGGGCCUGGUGGAGACGCUGGCCGGCACCGGUCAACGGGGCGACGACCUGGAGGGCGGCGGCGUCGGCAGGGCGCAGGUGCUCGCCUCGCCCUGGGACCUCUGUCUGGUCGGUGACCGGCUCUACCUGGCCAUGGCCGGCUCGCACCAGAUCUGGGCCUUGUUCCUCCGCGACGGCACGCUGUUCGGCAAGCGCCCCUGCCCGGCGGGCACCUGUCUUCGUGUGGCCGGCUCGGGCCAGGAGGAGAACCGGAACAACUCGUACCCGCAGCGAGCGGCAUUCGCGCAGCCCUCGGGCCUGACGUGGGACGCGGCCGGCGCGCGCCUCCUGGUGGCCGACAGCGAGAGCUCCAGUGUGCGCCAGGUGGCGCUGGCCGACGGCGCCGUGCGGGCCGUGGUCGGCGGCGCUCGGGACCCCACGAACCUGUUCGAGUUCGGCGACGUGGACUCGGCGGAGGGCCCCGCGCGGCUGCAGCACCCGCUGGGCGUGGCCUGGAGCGCCGCCGACGCGGCCCUGUACGUGGCCGACACGUACAACCACAAGCUGAAGCUGGUGCUGGCCGACGGACGGGGUUUCAGCUGCCGCACGCUGGCCGGCUCGAGCCGCGGAGACCAGACUGGACCGCUGCUGGAGGCCCAGUUUAACGAGCCGGGCGGCCUGCUGGCGGAGCCCGCCGGCGAUCGGCUGCUGGUGGCCGACACAAACAACCACUGCAUCAAGCGGGUGGACCUGGCGACCGGCACCGUCGAUGAGCUUGAUGUCCGGAUGACGCGGGAUUCACCAGAUCGGCCUACCCAGGCUGUCACAUCGUCCGCAACGGUGCGAUCAGCUGUGGCGCAUCUCUUUAAGUCUAGAGUACUGCUGUCUGCCUCCGGCUGGUCGGCAGCGCCAGCCGGCCCGUUCUCUGUACCGCUGACUGUGCAGCUGCACGCGCCGCCGCUGCGCUCGGGGGACGCCGUCCGACUCCGCCUGCACGCGCAGCUCUUCCUGUGCUCGCCGGCCGGCCUGUGCUUCCCGCGCGAGCUGACGUUCGAGCUGCUGGUGGAGGGCGACGACUGA
Messenger RNA from Pollicipes pollicipes, 1779 nucleotides. RefSeq names its product NHL repeat-containing protein 2. Bases 1 to 1779 code for a protein of 592 amino acids. Lineage: Eukaryota; Metazoa; Arthropoda; Thecostraca; Pollicipedomorpha; Pollicipedidae. The transcript has 12 exons. Gene Ontology annotation, molecular function: protein binding. The record is from RefSeq and is a predicted model, not a curated record.